AAUUCUAUUAUUGAUUAUUGCAGAUGAUGAUGAUGGAGGAGGACUCAUGUCCUUUGUCAGCAUCGAGUCAUGCACAAAGUUGGCUAGUUGAAUUUCGUUCUAGUUGUCAAGAAUUGUUUCAGUUUGUUUUAGAAGUAACCAGGUAGUCAGCUACUAGUCAAUGUACUGAUUGAUUACUUUUCUAUGUAGGCAAGCAUCCCACUCUUUGGACGCAACUGAGCGACCCAGUCAACUCCAGACGUUGUGGAGUCGCCUGCUUCAUCUGCAAAGUCAACUUCCCAAAGUUGUUGAGCUAUGUAAGCAAGUGCUUGUUUGUUGUGUAUUGUUUUUGGUUAUUCUGACCCCUUUUUUUUUUAGUAGAACAGCACAAGGAGAGACAGACAUAUCUGGAAUACUUGAUGCAAGUGGAAAGAGACUUGGAUAGUCGAAUUGCAAAAAUAUUGGAACGACUAUUGCUUGCACUAGAAAGCUUGCAUAGUCUUUUGACGGAAUCUCAGCCCAUAUUGCAGAGUUCAUCAUUAUUGCAAAAAUCGACUCUUUCUGAAAUAUUAUCCUUGGCUAUGCGUAUAACAGGGUCUUUAAGUGCUCCUACAAACUAUGAAGAAGAAACAUCGAAUGCUGCUGAGUUUGCUCCUGCUCCUACAGAAGAAAUGAUACGUGUUAGUAAAAUGGCACAAUGGAGUAUGCAGUAGUCCAGAAGAAAGUCUAUUUUGGUUUUCCAACUGAAGCAAGUUUCGUUUAUCAUGAAUACCCUCAAGUGUGAAUUUGUUUUCUAAAGUAUUCAGACUCUCGCUUCCAUUGAAAGGAAUAAUAUAAUGAAUAUAUCCAUAUGGUUACGAUAAACCUCAGGCAAUGAGUCUAUGGUAGAAAAUGAUUGAUCAUAGACAUAUCAAGUAUUUUAUACGACGUCGAUGUUGACGUAUGCUUCCCAUUUUUCGUCAAACAACUCUGUUUUUUUUCAGUUUCAAUUGUUCA
Messenger RNA from Galdieria sulphuraria, 975 nucleotides. RefSeq lists its product as uncharacterized. Gene Ontology annotation, biological process: regulation of transcription by RNA polymerase II. The record is from RefSeq and is a predicted model, not a curated record. NCBI's taxonomy places the organism in Eukaryota, Rhodophyta, Bangiophyceae, Galdieriales, Galdieriaceae. Gene Ontology annotation, cellular component: mediator complex. Gene Ontology annotation, molecular function: transcription coregulator activity. The transcript has a single exon. The coding region runs from base 399 to 692 and encodes 97 amino acids.